This is a messenger RNA of Cylicocyclus nassatus, 498 nucleotides long. Lineage: Eukaryota; Metazoa; Nematoda; Chromadorea; Rhabditida; Strongylidae. The record is from the annotation of a GenBank genome assembly.
AGAUAUGCCAUCAAACGGCCAGCGCAAGCACACUAUCUCUACGAAGGUGAGGAAGCGUCCUGGCAAGGACCUGGAUCAGAUACAUGAGGAUCUCAAACCUAACAAAGCAGCAAAGCUGCUGAACCAAGAAAUCGAUCUGGACCUUCCUGGAGAUGGACAGUUCUACUGUAUCGAGUGUGAUCGGUAUUUCAUAGAUGAAAAGACUAGGGCAGAACAUCGGAAGUAUAAGCUGCACAAAAAUCGACUGCGAGCUCUCAAAGAGGUACCAUACACAAUGAAGGAGGCGGAGGCUGCUGCUGGACAUGGGCAUUACCAACAUGUAACAAAAACUUCAAAAGUAACAUCAGAUGUUGUCAUGGAGAGUACUGAAAAAGUUGAAGAUGCAGAUAAGACAGUGCAAGAUACUUAGCACAUCGUGAAUCAUUCUGUUGAUUUAUUUCGUUGUUAUGCACUUGUUGUCUGUUUGAAGAAUUUUUAUAAAAACUAUGAGGACAUGUU